GGGCGGACACAGCCUAAACCUGUGGCGGGAGUUGGAGGUUCUGCAGCGAAUAUACCAGUUUUCGGCAGACACAACAUCUUUGUUUGUAUGUGGUGCUGAGGAUCGAACCCGGGACGAUCACCCGCCAGGCGACGGCGCUACCGCGUGAGCCACAUCCCCAGCCCCAUUUGUAACUUUUUUUAUGGAUCAUCAUGCCUAAAGUUCAGAACAUAAAAAAGUGUCAUAAUCCUCAGAUUUCUUCCUUAACAAAUGAAUCCUAUCAACAACUGGAUUUUUUGCCUGAGAAACUAAGAACAAAACUGUUUCCAUUCCAGAAAGAUGGCAUCACUUUUGCCCUCGGAAGACAGGGCAGGUGUAUGGUGGCUGAUGAAAUGGGUCUAGGAAAGACAAUCCAGGCCAUUGCAAUUGCUUACUUCUAUAAAGAGGAGUGGCCUCUUUUAAUUGUGGUGCCUUCAUCCCUGAGGUGCUCCUGGACAGAAGAAAUAGAGAAGUGGAUUCCAGAGUUAGAACCUGAAGAAAUCAAUGUUAUUCAGAAUAAAACUGAUGUUGGGAGAAUAUCGACCAGCAAAGUGACAGUUCUGGGUUAUGGUCUUUUAACCACAGAUGCAUUGACUUUGAUAGAUGCACUGAAUAAUCAGAACUUUAAAGUAGUUAUAGUGGAUGAAUCACACUACAUGAAGUCCAGAACAGCAACCCGCACCAAGAUUUUAUUGCCAGUGGUACAGAAAUCAAGACGAGCCAUUCUUCUUACAGGAACUCCAGCUUUGGGAAGGCCUGAAGAGCUUUUCAUGCAGAUUGAAGCUCUUUUUCCACAAAAAUUUGGAACAUGGACUGACUAUGCCAAAAGAUACUGUAAUGCACGUAUCAGAUAUUUUGGUAAAAGACCUCAGUGGGAUUAUAGAGGGGCAUCAAAUCUUAAGGAACUUCACCAUCUAUUAAAUGACAUAAUGAUUAGAAGAUUAAAGACUGAAGUUUUAACCCAGCUGCCCCCUAAAAUCAGACAGCAUAUUCCAUUUGAUCUUCCCGACAAAGCAGCCAAGGAUUUGAAUACCAGUUUGGAAGAAUGGAAAAGAUUAAUGAGAUCUCCAAAUCCAGGUGGCACAGAGACUGUUCUGGGCUUGAUUACUCGCAUAUUUAAACAGACUGCUAUUGCCAAGGCAGGUGCAGUAAAGGAUUAUAUUAAGAUGAUACUUCAGAAUGAUUCACUUAAGUUUCUGGUUUUUGCUCACCAUUUAAGCAUGCUCCAAGCUUGCACAGAAGCAGUCAUUGAAAACAAGACUCGCUACAUUAGGAUAGAUGGAAGUGUUCCAUCUUCAGAAAGGAUACAUCUGGUUAAUCAAUUUCAAAAUGAUCCUGAUACUCGUGUGGCUAUUCUAAGCAUUCAGGCUGCUGGUCAGGGUUUAACAUUUACUGCUGCAAGUCAUGUUGUAUUUGCUGAGUUGUACUGGGACCCUGGACAUAUAAAACAAGCAGAAGACCGUGCUCACCGAAUUGGACAGUGCAGUUCUGUGACUAUUCACUACCUUAUUGCAAAUGGGACUCUGGACACCCUUAUGUGGGGAAUGCUGAAUCGAAAGGUGCGGGUCACUGGGAGCACAUUAAAUGGUAGGCAGGAACAGCUUCAGGCUGAAGAAGAUGAUAAGGAAAAAUGGGAUUUCCUGCAUUUUGCUGAAGCAUGGACUCCAAAUGACAAUUUUGAAGAGCUCAGGAAGGAAGUUUUGUUCACUCAUUUUGAAAAAGAAAAACAGCAUGAUAUUCAAUCAUUCUUUUUACCAAAACCUAAAAAGAGACAAUUGGAGACCUCCUGUGAUGAAUCAAGGAUAUUUCAGGAGAAAAAUACUAUAGUGGCAUCGAGGGAUAUCAUUGAUUCUGAACAUAAUUUUGAACCUGAAACUAAAAGAUUGAAAUCAGUCACCACCCAUGACUGCAACAGCCUACCAGAGGAGAAACCAUCCAGGCCUGGACAAACCAAAGACAAUUUCAUGGAACAUGUCCAUAAGGCCAAGUCCCUGACAACCAUCCCAACCCCUCCUGGAAAGGAUUGGCAGUGUGGUUUCUGCACCUAUAUCAAUAAUUCACUGUUAUCUUAUUGUGAAAUGUGUGAGAAUCCUCAAGGCAGUGCUGACAGCCUCAACCAUAUCCAGGACAAAAACAAAAAUGAAGAAGAUGAUUCUCAAAUAGACAUCUCCAAAAAAGUACAAGCUAGCUUAGACUGUGACAAACAAGUGAUUGCACAGUCUGAACCUAACCAGUUGGCUAAUAGCAAGGAAGAAAUGUCAGAAGUUAGGAGGGAAGACAGGCUCACAGCCCAAUCAGAUAAUGAGCAGUUGAAGAGUUCAGACAUUCUGCCAGUAUAUGAUACCUUAAUGUUUUGUGCAAGUAAGAAUACUGACCGGAUUCACCUCUAUACUAAGGAUGGAAAACAGAUGAACUGUAAUUUCAUUCCUUUGGAUAUAAAAUUAGACCUUUGGGAAGACUUACCAACAAGUUUUCAACUGAAACAGAAUCGCUCACUGAUUUUGCGGUUUGUUCGAGAAUGGAGUAGUCUAACUUCCAUGAAGCAAAGGAUAAUAAGAAAAAGUGGGCAGUUAUUUUGCAGCCCCAUCCUUGCUUUGGAAGAGAUCACAAAGCAACAAAACAAACUAAAUAGUACCAAACGAUAUAUAACCAAAGAAGAUGUUGCUAUAGCCUCGAUGGACAAGAUGAAGAAUGAUGGGGGCCAUGUCCGUCUGAUCACAAAGAAGUCUGGGCCGUGUGUCUAUUCCACAAAAAACCUUCUUGAAGAUGGAUCCUGUGUCCCACUUCCAAAUCCCUCCACAGCACCAGCUGAUCUCAGUAUAGCCAAAGGCUAUUUGCAAGCUGUGGAUAAUGAAGGAAAUCCUCUUUGCCUUCACUGUCAGCAUCCCACUUUCCAAACUAAGCAAGAGUGUAAAGCAAAUGCUUGGGAUUCACGGUUUUGCUCCCUGAAAUGUCAGGAAGAAUUUUGGAUUCGAUCUGAUAACAGUUAUAUGCGAGCCAAAGUAUUUGAAAUUGAACAUGGUGUGUGUCAGCUAUGUAAUGUGAAUGCACAAGAACUCUUUUUAUGUCUGAGAGAUGCACCUUUAAGCCACAGGAAGAAUCUUCUGGAUGCUACCUGGACCUCAAAGCUCCCAUUGGAACAGCUAAAUGAAAUGAUAAGAAACCCGAAGGAAGGACAUUUCUGGCAGGUGGAUCAUAUCAAGCCAGUGUACAAGGGAGGGGGACAGUGCACCCUAAACAACCUGCAGACUCUCUGCACAGUCUGUCACAAAGAGAAAACUGCUAAACAAGCCAAGGAAAGAAGCCAGAUGAGAAGACAAUCUCUAGCAUCAAAACAUGGAUCAGAUAUAACACGAUUUUUGGUAAAGAAGUAAAGUAGGAAAAAAUAUAUGAAUGGAUGACAAAUUGUCUACAUGUGGAAGAAUUUUUUUUAAUAUUUACUUUUUAGUUUUUUUAGGUGGACGCAAUUAUCUUUAUUUUUAUGUGGUGCUGAGGAUCGAACCCAGUGCCUCAUGCAUGCCAGGCAAGCAUGCUACCACUUGAGCCACAUCCCCAACUCCACAUGUGGAAGAAUUUAAUUUAAAAAAAUUUAUGUCUGUCUGAUAUUUUCAGAGUGAAAAUUUUAGAACAUAAAUCAAGAAUUUAAAUUCUGGUUUUAUGCUAAAAUACUUUUAGUGUUAAAUACUUUUUGAAAGUACUUAACCAGAAACUUAAAUAUAAUGCUAAAUAUUUCCGUGGUAUUAUAUGACUUUAUUUCUCAAUUAUGUUUCACCAAGAUUUUGCUAGCUUUUGUUUCUCCUGCAAUAUGCCUUAAUCACUGUAUUUAACAUAGAUAAGUGUUUUAAAAAUAUACUUUUAAUUACCUGAAAAAUGCUCUUCUUGACUACUAUUGGUUCUGGACUAUCAUAGGUGUAAAUGGAAUACUGCAAAACAAUAAAAGACAAUUUCAGAGGUAAACCAUCAUAAUUUAGGAAUUCUGAGCCAAGCAUGACCAAUCUACUUAGUAUGCAAAAGAGACUUAUUCAUUAAAUGCCUCCAAAAUAGGGCUAAGGAAUAUAUUUUGGCUUUACCAUUUUUGCUUUAUCUCUCAGACAGUCAUCUUUAUUAAAAACAUAACUUUUAAAAAUAAGCUAAUCAUAUUUAAUAAUGUUUGUGGAUUAUUUGGGUAUUCUGGGUAACUGUUAAAACUAAUAAACAACUGAAAACAUAAAUGCCCCUUAAGCCUAAUUUUUUAAGGUUUUUUUGUUGUUGUUGCUUUUAUUUUUAGCAUGUAUAACUAAACUUAUUGUCAAAUACCCUUUCGUUCUUGAUUUUCAUUUUUGGUUUUUUAAAUCUGUAUUGUUAAAAGUAUAUUUCUGGUACAUCUUUUAAAAAGAAUAAUUAUAAAACACUUUCUAUUAAAGCAUAAUUGGAUGAUUAUAUGUAUUUAAAAAUAUAAUGAUAAUAUUAAAAUGUAAUUGACAUUAGAAGCAGUGAUAAUGAAACAAACACAGGGCCUAAUCCCACUAUAUAUCAUAAUUGUAAGAGGAACAAGUUAGAACCACACAAACUACAGGUUCAAGGAAGCAUUACAUUCCCCAAAAGCACCUGUUUGUAAAUACCACUUGGAUAUAAACAUCAUUAUUUUAGCAUUUACCAAUUUUAAUUAGUAGAUGUCCUUUUAAAACUUGUUUUUAGAAAAAAUAUACAAUCAUGAAUUUA
Ictidomys tridecemlineatus (thirteen-lined ground squirrel) is the source of this 4719-nucleotide messenger RNA. NCBI's taxonomy places the organism in Eukaryota, Metazoa, Chordata, Mammalia, Rodentia, Sciuridae. The record is from RefSeq and is a predicted model, not a curated record.